This is a messenger RNA of Penicillium mononematosum, 1107 nucleotides long. RefSeq lists its product as uncharacterized. The transcript is spliced from 2 exons. NCBI's taxonomy places the organism in Eukaryota, Fungi, Ascomycota, Eurotiomycetes, Eurotiales, Aspergillaceae. Bases 1 to 1107 code for a protein of 368 amino acids. The record is from RefSeq and is a predicted model, not a curated record. Gene Ontology annotation, molecular function: oxidoreductase activity, acting on NAD(P)H.
AUGGCCACCCACCUCGCCGCCGUCUCCCUCGCAAAAGGCGAGCGUUUCGAGGUCCAACCCCGUCCCACACCAAAGCCAGGCCCAGAUGAGCUCCUUAUCGAGGUCAAAUCCGUAGCUCUCAACCCAGCAGACUGCUACAUGCGUGAUCAAGGCCUCUUCAUACCCACCUACCCCACGGUCACUGGCUUCGACAUCUCGGGGCUAGUCCUCGAGAUUGGCGACAACGUCCCCGUCGGUGCUAACGAUGAAAGCGCGGGGCCAUUUUUCCGACCAGGGAUCACCCGCGUGGCCGCCUAUGCCGCUUCCCACGCCAUGCCUCUUCCGGAUGAGAGUAUUUCUUGGAACCAAGCGGCAACCUUGCCCGUCGCCGUUGAAGUACCCCUUAACGCGUGGGAUGUUAUGGGGAUUCCACGGGUGGGAGAAGCCACUGCUUCGUCUUCGGUUUCUGCUGCCCCAGUCGGCACCGAUACCAGUGGAGGGACUCAGAGAAAUAACAAACAAAAGAAAGACAUCCUGUUGAUCUGGGGCGCUUCGUCUAGCGUGGGCACGAUGGGCGUGCAAAGCGCCCGGCUGCUGCGUGAAGAUCUCAACUCUUCUUUCGCCGCUGUUUACGCCACGGCCGGUGCGGCAAAUCAGAAGUAUGUAGCAUCCCUAGGCGCGGAUCGCGUCUUCGAUUACAACGAGCCGCAGGUUGUGGAUGCAAUUGUUUCGGCGGCCAGGGACGAUGGCCUAGUGAUUCGGCACUGUUUUCUUGCCACGGGGCAGCUGACGCCGUGUCAGGCCGUGCUGAAGGCUUUCUUAAGGGAUGAUGAAGGAGAAAACCAGAAGGCGAAGAUCGCGUCGGCGCCAGUUAUUCCUCCGGAUGCGGACGAGGUGAACGGAGUGGAAACCAUCUUUGUGCUGCCAUCAGCGGACGAAGGAGAGAGGUUGGCUCAAUUCCAAUAUUGGGUGGGGACGUGGCCGAGGGAGAAGCUGGCGAAUGGGACCAUUAGGCCGAGUCCGGAGCCCAGGGUUGUGGGAAAGGGUUUGGGGGCUAUCAAUGCCGGGCUGGAUGUGCUACUCCGCAGGGUGAGUUGCACUAAGCUGGUUGUUGAGGUUGCGGAGUGA